This is a messenger RNA of Rotaria socialis, 3099 nucleotides long. The record is from the annotation of a GenBank genome assembly. Lineage: Eukaryota; Metazoa; Rotifera; Eurotatoria; Philodinida; Philodinidae.
AUGGGUGAUAGACCACCAAAACGGCGUUUGCAUUCAAAUGUCAAGCGAGAAUGGCGUUCACAUAGACGAAGAAAUAUGAUUCAAAAUGUUUUUCAAUCAGCAAGUAUUGUAGAUACCUUUGAGACAACAAAUACCAGCGAAGAAGAAACAAGUUUUCAUCGAGAUCAUGAAUCAAUGGCUGAUUAUUAUGUAAAUCAACGUUCUUCUUCAUGUUCUGUUUCUUCAGAAACAGAAAAAGAAGAAGAGUCUGAUUUCGAACAUUUUGGAAGUAAUACUAAUGUAAAUUAUGAUAGUCAUCGUGAUGCUGAUGAAGAUGAUGACAUAGAAGAUUUUAUUAGUAAAAUAAUAAAUGAAGAUCAAAACAAAUCAACACCAUUAUAUGAUGGAAGUCCCAUAUCCGUACAUGAAGCUUGUGUUCAUCUAAUUCAAUUAUCAAAUUCACUAAAUCUCAACAAAAAUCGAUUACAAAUUCUACUCAAAGAACUUCGCUUUUUCUUUCCUUCUGAAUGUCGUCUUCCCAAAACUGUCUUUACAUUGUUCAAAUUAACAGAUAAUGAUGAUCAUCCACAAGUAUCUACUCAUUGUGUAGAAUGUAGCGAGAUUUUAAUCAAACUUGACCAAAAAAAAUGUUCAAAUGCGUGUAGCUUAAAUGGUAAAUAUCGUUCUUAUUCUCAAAUUGCCGAAUUAGCUAUUAUGAAUGUCGAAAAUGAAAUAAAACGAGUUGCUAAACGUUACAUUCAUUUAAUCAAUGAAUAUCCUAAACAAGCUGUGCAUUUGUGUCCUUCAGAUCAUAUCAACGAUAAAUCGGUAUGGUCUGUUCAAGCCACUAUUGCUGAAAUACCUCCACAGCCGAAACGCAGCCGUUUUGGCUGUCCACCACUACGAGAUUCUAAGUCGGCUGUGAUGCUGUUUGGUGCCUGGCUUGCAGCAACAAAACCGCCACGUGAUUGUUUGCUUGCUCCUAUUGUUAUACAACUAGAAACACUGAUGAAAUCUGGAAUUAAUUUGAAACAAAAUGAUGGUUCUACUUGGUCGUAUAAUCUCCGUAUUCAACAAGCUAUUUUCGAUUUACCAGCUAGAGCGCAUUCUCUAAAUGUUGUUCAAUACAAUGGUUAUGAUGGUUGUGCUGAUUGUUGCAUUAAAGAUGAGUACUUAUUUCGAUAUCAAUAUUGUUUCAUAACGUUUGUGUUUCUAGGUGUGGCGAUAGGUCGGCAAGUGUAUUUUCCUUUUUCCAAGAAGCGUGAAAAGCCAAAAGACCAUCAGUUUUAUUUAAAAAAUGCUAAACUUGCUUCAGAUAAAAAACAGUUGCUUGGUGUUGAUCGUUUAUUUUCUUUAUAUUGUGAAUCUCUUUCUACUCUUUAUUCGAAACGUUCAGAGCUAGCGACUAUUCAUUAUCACUGUCAUCUACUUUCACAAGUUCACUAUCAUGGUGCUCUAUGCUUUACUUCAUGUUUCGCUCGUGAAUCGUAUUUAUCACAUGUACUGAAUUGGUGUAAAGGCACCAGGUACGUGCUUAGUCAACUUGUUACAUGGUAUAAUAUAUCUCAAAAUGUUCAUAAAUCUAAUUCAAUUUCUCUUCCCGAUAUUUUUUCAAAAGAAUCUUUUUCUCCAACGUAUGUCGAUAAUAAUUUUAUUGCAUCUAUUCAACGUGAUUUUCUGGAACGUUUGCAACCAUUUUCUGUAUCAUCAUCAGAUUGUACAUUUUUUUCUCGCUAUUUUCGCGGCUUCGUUAGUUUUCAUUCCGUUUCUUAUGCGCGUCGAGGUAAUUCAAUUGGCCAUUUUGUAUCUAUUCGAUCAUCGUUGUGUUCAAAAGAUAAAAUUUGUAUUGCGUCUGUUCUUUUUUAUUUUUCCGUGCUUCAUCAGCAUUAUGCAUUUGUAAAAGUUUAUCCAUGUAUUUUGCGAAGUUUAUUAUCUGUUUUACAACGAUCUGUUCCACCUCUACUAGUUUUCCAAAAAAAAAAUAAACAUUCAAUUAUUGCAAAACACCAGGUGACCAUUGAUACAAUUGAUGAACAAAAUGGAACUGUUCGAUCAUCAGGCUUUGUUCAACCAGUACGCAUCAUUGCUGAAGGUAGUUGUGUUAAAUGUCGGGAAAGAGCUUCUCAAUUUAGUCGUGAUACUGGUAGCGAAGAAGUAGAUGUAAGUCAUGGUAAUGAUGAUGAAGAUGAACUAGUUGAUGAGAACCACAUUUAUACAACUCAGAAUUUCUGUGACAAUGGUAAUAAUCAACAUUCACCAUCGACAACAAGUAAGGAAACAGCUCUUCCGACUAUACAUAUUCAUUUUUUUCUUUCAGAUGCUCAGCAGAUGUCCGAUGUCAUUGAAUCUGCUCUAGAUUUUCGUGUAGUCACUGGCUAUAAGCAUAUAGGAAAUACAACGAUAUGUUUGGCAUCCGAACGUGAUCAUGCGAUGAGUGGUGACGCAGGAUAUAAGACACAAACCAGUCAAAAUAAAAAUGAUAUAGAAAAAGAAACUGUUUUUAGUAAUACUUUAUCACCGAGACCAUUACUAAUUGACGAACAUGCGAUUGUCCAAGAAAUAAAUCAAGAGAACUCAAAUAUUGUCUCAAAUGCUCGGGACGAAGCGAGUGAUAGCUGUGAACAAGAAGAUGAUGAGCUGCCAUUACAAAAUAAAUCAACUAAAAAAAACGAAAAAGAGCGGUGUGAUCUAGAAUUUGCUAAUCUUUUUUUCUAUAAUAAGAAUUUAUCGAACAUUAUCAAUCAAUUACCUGCAUCAAGAUCACCGCCACCGCCUGAGCCAGAAUUUGUGCUUGGGGUUGAUAUUAGUAAUUUUUCCUAUGGAUUUGACGAACAUACACGAUUGGUUAGGCAAAUCUUCCGCACUGCUGGCUACACGUCGAAUCCAAAUGCUGUGCUUAAUGAUGAAGAAAAAGUAAACGAGCUGAAAAAUUUGAUGAAAAAGCGUGAUAAAACCUUGCGAAACGAUGAAAACUUAUUAACUGAUGCAUGGCAGACAGUAAAAGAGUCAGUUCGUCAGCUCAAACAUGAUGAUAAACGGAACAAACUAUUUAAAACAAUUAGAACCUCCAAUAUCAAUAUCAACAACAACAAUACUAACGACAUCAGCACAUCUCCAUAA